ACAGUCCUUCAAUAGCUAUGUGUGUCAUCCUCAGACCUGUACAUAUGAUAUUAAACUGCAGAGAGUAAUGGUGCUAGAGUCUGUGAAGGCUGACUGAAUGAUGGCUGCCAGGUCAGGGCUGCUGGGCUCAGCUGUGUGCCGAUGGAAGGGACGGAGGCCCGACAGCGGAGGCUGGAAGGCUGUGGCAGGCUGAAGGAGCUGGGGCCAUCACCCAACCACGGUGCAGGAAGACUCCCAGAGGCUUCCGAUGAUGGACAUCAGGGGGUCUCUGAGAGCCAAAGUAUGGACCCCAAAUCACUGGAGGCUGAGAGUGGCAGGGAGAGCGCCCUGGUCAUUGGCCUUCAGGUGCUAAUACCCUUCCUGCUCGCAGGCCUGGGGCUGUCCUGGGCUGGCUUGCUUCUGAACUAUUUCCAGCACUGGUCAGUGUUCCGGGAGGUUAAAGACUUGCUGACAUUGGUGCCACCCCUGGUGGGUCUGAAGGGAAACCUGGAGAUGACACUGGCCUCUCGACUCUCUACAUCUGCCAACACUGGGCAAAUCGAUGACCGCAGGGAGAGGUACAAAAUCAUCAGCAGCAACCUUGCUGUGGUUCAGGUGCAGGCCACUGUUGUGGGGCUCCUGGCUGCACUGGCCUCCCUGCUACUGGGUGCAGUGUCCCACGAGGAGUUGGAUUGGGCUAAGGUAGCAUUGCUGUGCACAAGCAGCAUCAUCACUGCCUUUCUUGCCGCCUUGGCCCUAGGGAUUCUAAUGACCUGCAUAGUGGUUGGUGCUCGGAAGUUCGGGGUCAACCCUGAUAACAUCGCCACACCCAUCGCAGCCAGCCUGGGAGACCUCAUCACACUAUCCAUCUUGGCCCUGAUAAGCAGCUUCUUCUACAGGCACAGAGACAUGUGGUAUCUGACACCACUGGUCUGCAUCGGCUUCAUGGCUCUGACUCCUCUGUGGAUCUUCAUUGCCAAGCAGAACCCUCCCAUCAUGAGGAUCCUGAAGUAUGGGUGGUUCCCCAUCAUCCUGGCUAUGGUCAUCAGCAGUUUCGGAGGCCUCAUCUUAAGCAAAACCAUUUCUAAACAUCAAUUUAAAGGCAUGGCUGUCCUUACUCCCGUCAUAUGUGGUGUUGGUGGCAACCUGGUGGCCAUUCAGACCAGCCGCAUCUCCACCUUCUUGCACAUGUGGAGCACACCUGGGAUCCUCCCUGUCCAGAUGAAAAGAUUCUGGCCUAACCCAUGCUUCACUUUCUGUUCCUCAGAAAUCAACUCCAUGUCAGCUCGAGUCCUGCUGUUUCUGGUGGUCCCAGGACAUCUGAUUUUCUUCUACCUCAUCUGCCUGGUGGAAGGCCAGUCAGUGACAAGCAGCAAGAUCUUCCUGGUGCUGUAUCUGGUGGCAGGCAUGGUCCAGGUGAUAAUCCUGCUGUACCUGGCAGAAGUGAUGGUUCGGCUGACCUGGCACCAGGCCCUGGAUCCUGACAACCACUGUAUCCCAUACCUCACAGGCCUGGGGGACCUGCUGGGCACCAGCCUCCUGGCACUUUGCUUCCUCCUGGACUGGCUAUUGAGGGGCAGAGCUGAUUUUGAAGAGCUGGUUUCUGCACCUCCCUGACUGAGGCUGCCACCUGCAGGUCUCCGUGGGACUUUCCCUCGUGUCCAGUGUCCAGCAGACUGUUC
Molecule: messenger RNA, 1661 nt
Organism: Phodopus roborovskii (desert hamster)
Lineage: Eukaryota; Metazoa; Chordata; Mammalia; Rodentia; Cricetidae
Gene: Slc41a3
Product: solute carrier family 41 member 3
Exons: 11
Coding region: 142-1596 (484 amino acids)
Biological process (GO): monoatomic cation transport
Cellular component (GO): plasma membrane
Molecular function (GO): monoatomic cation transmembrane transporter activity
Source: RefSeq, a predicted model, not a curated record